Dioscorea cayenensis subsp. rotundata (Guinea yam) is the source of this 477-nucleotide messenger RNA. RefSeq names its product zinc finger Ran-binding domain-containing protein 2-like. Bases 46 to 333 code for a protein of 95 amino acids. Gene Ontology annotation, cellular component: cytoplasm. Lineage: Eukaryota; Viridiplantae; Streptophyta; Magnoliopsida; Dioscoreales; Dioscoreaceae. The record is from RefSeq and is a predicted model, not a curated record. Gene Ontology annotation, molecular function: mRNA binding. The transcript has 3 exons.
AACAACAACAACAACAACAACACCUACAACAACAUCAACAAGAAAAUGAGCGGUAAAAAUAGCAGAGUUGAGAGAAAUACCAGCACAACAAAAGGAUCCAUGGAGAGAGUUGGAGACUGGUACUGCAUAUCAUGUGGCAGUAGAGUUCACAACUUUGCCUGGCGCUCAGCCUGCAUCAACUGUGGCUCUCUCCGUGACAGCUCCCUCAUGUUAGACGCUCCCAUGCGCCCUGCCUGGAGAUCUGGUGACUGGAUUUGCAACAAGCCUGGUUGCAAUGAGCACAACUAUGCUCGCAGGACAGAGUGCAUUAGAUGCAAUACUCCCCGGGAGUAAAUAAUGUGCUGUACGUGAGUUCUGCUAAUUAGUUACUAUACUAAGAUAUAUAAUAUAAUGUGAGUUGAGAUGGAUGAGAAGCUUGUUUUGAUAUUGAAUGUAUGAUGUUAAUGGCCCUUUUUAUAAUAUAAAUUUACAUAUAUA